Anopheles moucheti is the source of this 3724-nucleotide messenger RNA. RefSeq names its product semaphorin-2A-like. Bases 1 to 2280 code for a protein of 759 amino acids. Gene Ontology annotation, biological process: positive regulation of cell migration; neural crest cell migration; negative regulation of axon extension involved in axon guidance. NCBI's taxonomy places the organism in Eukaryota, Metazoa, Arthropoda, Insecta, Diptera, Culicidae. Gene Ontology annotation, molecular function: chemorepellent activity; semaphorin receptor binding. The record is from RefSeq and is a predicted model, not a curated record. The transcript is spliced from 16 exons.
AUGGUUGGAAAUCCGAGAAACAUUACCACAAUGUUACCAACAUCAUCAUACCCAUCCCGGGCAGCAUCGGUGCCGGUGGUCGGACCGGGCGCACCACCGUGCCGGGGCACACCGACCAGACCGAGAAUGCUGCUGGUCAUGGUGUCUACUGCCGUGCUGCUGCUACUGCUGCUUCCGGGCGUAGUGCUGGGAGAUUAUGAAAAUACAUGGAACUCGUACUACGAGCAACCGUGCUGCGGUGGCACCACCAACGGGCCCUUCCAUCUGCGCCACCACGGAGAUCACGUACGGGAGUUCCAGUGCGGCAAAUUCUACUACCGAACAUUCUACAUGGAUGAGGACCGGGACACGCUGUACGUCGGUGCCAUGAACCGAGUGUACAAGCUAAAUUUGAAAAACAUCAGCAUGACAUCAUGCGAGAAAGACUCCAUGCUACUCGAUCCCACCGGGGCCGACAUCCGGAACUGUGUGUCACGUGGUAAAAGUGAGAUGUUUGAUUGCAAAAAUCACAUUCGAGUCAUUCAGCCAAUGGACAACGGAACGAGACUCUACAUUUGUGGCACGAACGCCCACAGCCCGAAGGAUGUUGUAAUAUUUCGAAACUUAACUCACUUGCCACGGUCAGAGUAUGUGCCCGGGGUCGGUCUCGGUGUUGCCAAGUGUCCCUACGAUCCCAUCGACAACUCCACCGCCAUCUACGUGCACGAGGGCAAUCCCGGUGGUUUACCGGCGCUGUAUUCCGGUACGAAUGCCGAGUUCACCAAGGCGGAUACGGUCAUAUUCCGGGCGGAUCUGUACGAGAUGUCCUCCGGGAAGAAGAUGUACAACUUCAAGCGUACGCUCAAGUACGACUCCAAGUGGCUGGAUAAGCCCAACUUUGUCGGUUCGUUCGAUAUCGGUGAGUACGUGUACUUCUUUUUCCGUGAAAUAGCGGUCGAGUACAUCAACUGCGGCAAGGCGGUCUACUCGCGGGUGGCACGCGUCUGCAAGAAGGACACCGGUGGCAAGAACAUCCUCAACCAGAACUGGGCGACCUAUUUAAAGGCGCGGCUGAACUGCAGCAUAUCGGGCGAAUUCCCGUUUUACUUUAACGAGAUCCAGGACGUGUACCAGAUGCCAACGGAUAAGACGAGGUUCUAUGCCACCUUCACGACCAGCACGAACGGGUUGGUCGGGUCGGCCGUGUGUAGUUUUAGCUUGGGAGAAAUCCAUUCCGCGUUCGCCGGUAAAUUCAAAGAACAAGCUACUUCCAACUCCGCCUGGCUACCGGUGAUGAGCUCCAAGAUACCUGAACCCCGACCUGGAACAUGUGUGGAGGAUACGACCACACUACCGGACGCUGUACUUAACUUCAUCCGAUCACACCCUCUGAUGGAUCGUGCGAUCACCCAUGACUAUGGUAAUCCCGUCUUUUACAAGCGCGAUCUCAUCCUCACGAAGCUGGUCGUCGACAAGAUCAGUAUCGACAUUCUGAACCAGGAAUAUUUGGUGUACUAUCUGGCGACGAACGAGGGUCGCAUCCACAAGGUGGUACAGUACUUCCACGAUGGACAAUCACGGGCAAAACUGUUGGACAUCUUCGAUGUGGCCCCUAACGAACCGAUCCAGGUGAUGCGGCUCAGUCAGCGGUACAAGUCGCUGUACAUUGGCACCGAUUCGCGCAUCAAACAGAUCGAUCUGGUUAUGUGCAAUCGGCGGUAUGAUAGCUGCUACCGGUGUGUACAGGAUCCGUACUGUGGCUGGGAUCGUGACAGUGGUAGCUGUAGACCGUAUCAACUAGGAUUCCUUCAGGAUGUUGGCAACCGGACGUCGGACAUUUGUGACACGAACGUGAUGCGGAAGAAAAUUAUCGUCACCUUCGGGCAGAGCGUACAUCUCGGGUGUUUCGCACGGGUACCGGAAAUCCUGAAGCACCAACCGGUCACCUGGUACCAUCAUUCGAAGGAGCGGGGCCGGUACGAGGUACGGUACAGCGUUACCAAGCACAUCGAAACGUCCGAAGGUGGGCUGGUGGUGAUUGCGAUCAACGAAGCGGACAGUGGCCGGUACGAUUGCUAUCUCGGCGGUUCGCUACUGUGCAGCUUCAGUCUGGUUGUGGAUGCUCAUCGGUGUACGGCUCCGAGCAAGGGUAACGAUUAUCAAAAAAUCUACUCCGAUUGGUGCCACGAGUUCGAACGAUACAAAUCCGCCUUGAAGCGAUGGGAAGCGAAGCAAUCGCAAUGCUCAACAAACCCAAAGGACAAUGAGCUGGACCUGUACCAAGGCAACGGAAACGUUUGAUGAUAAGGUUCCAAGCACCUCAUCAACAGGAAUCGUUACAUUUUAACAAGCAAAACAACAACAACAACAACAACAAUGUCUGUGAUAAGCGAAGGAAAUCCUAUGACAAUGCACAAACAAAAUAAAAUAUUGAACGAAAGAUAACAACCUAGCAGGAGCGAAUUACACUACAAGAAGCAAACACUUUAGCAAUGAGUAAACGGAAAAUGUAGCGUGUUUAGUAAAACAAAACCCCCGAAAGCGUCAAAACCCCGCCAGUUCCCCGCCCACACCCCGUUUGUGAGUAGCAAUGUUUCGUCGUAAGUCAGCAUUAGGAGCAAAUGUUAGCUGGAUGGAUGGAUAUUGUUGCAGUCGCAUGUAAAACUGCAAUCCCAAAAACACAAAGCGAACCUGCUCGAUAUAUCGUAGUAAAAUGAGGUAGAGGCAAAAAACGUAAAGCCAGUAGACGUAUGCAGUGCGGAAGCUUGAUAGUAAAGAUACCAAUUCCGACGGCUGUUAUAAUGGCCGCUUCUGCUUUAGCGUACAUCACUGUACAUCGAAUUUCUGAACUUACCGAAUGUGUAGCUAUGUGCACUGUCGAACACGGGGAACAGUAGCGUUAUUUUUUUAUGUCAAACAAAAAAAAAACCCCAAAAACGGACGGUUGGAAGGGAAUUGCGAUCGCACUCCAUUCAGAUUAGGUGAAAUACACGCCGGACAUCCGUUCAACCGAGCAUGGGUUAAAGGAUAUUCACAUUCAUUUUAAAUCAUUUGUACAAUAAACAAGCAAUGGCUUCAACCGCGACUGAUCGUGCUAUCCCGAACUCACAGCAUCGCACAUCGAUUCUCAUGCUCGGCUUCAUCUGACACCGGCGCGAGUCUGGCUCGGGGUGUGCUCCAGUGUGUUCAAGUGCCAGCAAGUAAAGCAAUCACGCCCUUUAACGCACGUUCGGUCGCAGGUGUAGAGACUGAACCGGUCGGUCAGUAUUUUUAAAACGGAACAACUCUCCACGGUAGCAUACUAAACUAGAGAAAAACUCUUCACUGAUACCUAAACAGAUACACACACCCACACAUACAGACACACACAAAACACGCAAAGUGAAAAUGAAAACCGAAACACGAACGACGAUCGAUCGAAACAAAAAAUUUCGCAAAAUCUGUGAUAACUUUAGCGUUUAAGUGGCUCAAAUGGAAUAGAUUUCGCGGUUUUGAAAGUGGUAGGGAAUACAAAUAGGGAAAAGCAUAAUAAAUAGUGCAGGAAACACAAAAAAAACAAAACAAACGAAAACAAAAUAGGAACACGGACGAAUAUUAUUACUAGCAUAUAUGAGCGUGGCGGAAUGAAUUGAAAUGAGAGCAACAAAAAAAAAACACGGAAAUCGUCAACUAAUUGAAGGACUAGACUGUCUCGUGUUUUCGCUUCUGUUUUUUUUUUUCCUGGGACAAAACCUCAUUUGUCACC